Molecule: messenger RNA, 4026 nt
Organism: Macrosiphum euphorbiae (potato aphid)
Lineage: Eukaryota; Metazoa; Arthropoda; Insecta; Hemiptera; Aphididae
Source: the annotation of a GenBank genome assembly
AUGGAUGACAGUCAAAAGAUACUAUUUAGCAUAUUGAAAGAAUAUCAUGAUAGUAUUAUUCAAGACAUUCAAGGAGAUAUGAUCUUUGCCUUAUUUGAACAACAAAUAAUUUCAGAUAUUGAAUACAGUAAUAUUAAAUCUGAGAGAAACCGCGAGAAAGAAGUUUCUCGUUUGCUUGAACUAUUACCGUCAAAAGGUAGGAAUGGUAUCAAUCAGUUCCUAAAUCAUUUGUCAACACAUUAUUCAUGGAUAGCUCGUCUCUUACAACAUUCCAUAACAAUUAAAUAUAAUGUCACGUUUUCAAAAAAAAAUCAGGAGUCUUUAACUGCUGGUGAAGUACCUCAAUUAUCAUCAAGACAUGUAUCACGAGAUAAACAUGUAAAAACAUUAAAAAAACUAUUAACAGAGUUAGAAGUGAAUAAUUUUAUUAUUGUAAAUGGUAUGACUGGCUGUGGAAAAUCUAGCCUAGUCGUUGAAGUGUUAAAUGAUCCCUUCAUUACAAUGCAAUACUUUCAGGGAUUUGUACAAUGGAUACACGUUGGGCGAGAAAAUUCUUCACAUGCUGAAUGUAUUCAAACUGAAAUAUUAAAUAGAUUAAAUAACCAAGAACAGCUUAUUACACCUCCUCUAAUUAUAGAUUAUGAAGAUACAAGGAAAAAAAUUCGAGAUUUAUGGAAACAAAAAGCAUUAACCGGAGGUUUAUUGAUUUUGGAUGAUGUAUGCAGUAAUGAAAUAGUUAAAUCACUGGAUAUUGGAUGUAAAAUAUUAAUAACAACAAAUGAUAUAAGUAUUAUGGAUGAUAUAAUAAAUACUCGAGUGAAAUAUUUAAAAGUAAAUGAAGGAUUUGAAGAAAAAGAAACUUUAGAUUUAUUUUCAAAAUGUUUAAGGGUCGACUUUAAGUCUUUACCUUCACAUGCUUCAAAACUUCAUAGUAUAUGCAAAGGAUUUCCAUUAACUAUUUCACUUAUUGCUGCUCAACUUGAAAUUCAUAGAGAAGAAACCAUUAAUAAUACUGAUAGAUGGGAAUUUUAUUUGAAUGAAUUAUCAGAUAAAACUAGUGAACCUUUUAAAUAUACACGUCAUAGUCAAAAUCAGUUUAAGAGUCUUGAAAAAGCAAUAGAAAUGUGUAUAAAGAGUUUGCCAGAUGACUUACAAAAGAAAUAUCAAGAUUUUUCUUUAUUUGUAGAAGAUUUAAAUAUCAAACCAGAAGUUUUAUCAAUACUUUGGAAUAUAAAUCCAAUUGAAGUUGAAGAUAUCAUGUCAGAAUUAAUGCGAAAGAGUUUAGUAGUUAGAGUUUGGAAUCAACCUUUAAAUAGCUAUGUUUAUUCAAUACAUGAUUUGCUCUUAAGUAAUUUAAAAAAAAUGAUAAAUCAUCAGGAUUAUAAAGCAUUGCAUAAAAAAUGUAUUGAUCGCUAUAGAGAUUAUUGCAAAGGAAAUUUUGCCAAUCUUCCAAAAACUGAUAAUUAUAUAUUUUUAUAUUUUGGAUAUCACCUUAAAAAUGCUGAUAUGCUAGAUGAAUUUCCUCGGUGGUUUUUAAAUUUAAGGUUUAUUGAAUCGAAAAUAUGUGCAACUGGUCCUGCUGACUUAUUAGCUGAUUUGAAAAAGUACAAAAAAUAUAUUGAUGUACAGAGUAUUUAUCAUGAGUAUAUUAAAGAAAUUGAAAAUUUUGUCAAACGUUGUGGACCUAAUUUAUAUCGAACUAAGUGUGAUAUUGUCCAGCUAGGCCUUCAAGAACCGGAAACUUCUUUUAUAUAUACUGAAUCAUAUAAACUUGCCAAAGCUAGUACGCAAUUAUAUUUUUACUAUGAUAUUCGACCUUCUCAAAAUUUUCAUCCAGAACCUCAUAUAUCUAUUGUCAGAGAUAAAAUUGAAACAGUUAUUUUUGGAAAUCGGCAUGAUGAGGUUUUAAUUGCUACUAAUAGUGGAAGUAUAAAAUUAUGGAAUAUUAUCUCUGAUAAAUGUUUAUAUUUUUAUAAUGGUCACACCAAAGCAGUUACUCAUAUGGUUAAAAAUAAAUUAAAAAAUCUAUUUUUGUCAACAUCUGAUGAUUCAACCAUACGUAUUUGGAAUAUGAAAAGUUUCCCUGAAACUGAAAAUUCAAAAACACGAACACCAUCACCCGAAUCUAGACAAGAACAUUGGCAAAAUGUAUAUCAUCAAGAUUAUAAAAGACCAACUGGAAAUACUAAUACUGAUUGUGUUUUUGUGUUAGAACAUGAUUCACCUGUCAUUUUUGCACAAUUCUCUCCAUAUGAUUAUAACCUAGUUGUUUCAUCCUCUACUGAUAAAACUUUAAAGAUAUGGAAAUUGAGAAAAGGCAAUUAUGUAAUUGAAAGGUCAUUCACACUUAAUUGUAUCAUCAAUAGAUGUUAUUUUGUUGGAAAUAUGGGAAAUAUGACACAUGCAGCUAGAAUACUUUUUUCAACAAUUCCAAAUAGUGCAAUUACAACUAGUGCCAUAUAUAGAUGUGAAUGGCCGUUUGACCAUUAUGCUGGAUUAUUUUAUUUCAAAGAAAAAUUGUUAUCAUUUUUGUAUCUACCUAGUUCAGAAGGACAAGAUAAAUUGCUGGUUUUGACACCAGAUCUAGUGCAAAGUUAUGAAUUUAACUGGGAAAAUGAAAAUGAAAAUAAAACUUCCCUACCAUUAGUCCAGCAUAAUCCAGUAGCUUACCGACAUUACAAAUUGUUUUCUAUUUCUGAGGAGAAUACAAAUAAUAAUUUACGGUAUAUAGCGUUUGGUCUGAGUAAUAGUACAAUAAAAAUUUGCAAUUUAUCCAAUGGGUACAAUUUUCUGGAUUUGUAUAAUUCUAAUGAAGGCAUAUCAAACUUAGACUGGUUUUGGUCUGAAACAGAUCAGAGUAACUGGUUACUUAGUGCUGCUAACAAAUCUAUUAGAUUAUGGUAUCUAAAGGAUAUUACGCAAUAUGCUUGUGCUCAUAAAACAAAUCAAUCCAACAGUAAUUUUGAAAAUAAGUGCAAAAAUGAAAUCUUACCUCUUCAAAACUAUAAAUUAUUUUCUAAAGAUCAAAAUUUAUAUUGUUAUAAACUCCAACGAAAUUUUGAUGCAGUAUGGGUGGAUAAUGACUCUGUAUUAGUUGCAGCUGUUAAUAAAUGUGGUACAUUAAAGGUACUUUUCGAAGGAUUGGAUCAAUGGUCUAUGAUUGAUGAAAGAGUUUUAGCUUUGACCAUAGUACAGUCACACCAAUGUUUUGAUGAAAUAAUGAUAAUUGUUGCUUGUGAAGAUUCAUCCGUGUACAGUCUGAAAUUUCAAACAUCAGAAUAUUUAUUUAAAACUUCACAAUCGGUUAAACAAAUUGUUGCUUGUUUUGACUGCGGAUAUUUGACCAUAGCAUUUUUACUAAAACAAAAUGCAAAUAAAGAUCAAGCUAUAGAGAUUUGGUCAAAUGAAAAUAAAUAUGAAGUGAUUGUUCAUGAUUUCAUUAAUUGUUUUGUGUUUCAUGAUAAAGUUAUCUUGCUGUACAAUGUUCAUGCCAUUGAUAUAUUAAAUCUCCUUGAAAAAUCUACAAUAAAAUUGGAGAUUAAUUGUAUUAAAAUAAAUGGAAGCUCGAUGCUUGAUCCAUCAACUUUAGCUGUGGUUAACUAUGGCAGAUAUUUGGAAAUAUAUCAAUUAACUUUAGAUUGGAAUUUAAAUCUAAUUUUCAAGUAUCCAAUACCAUUCUCAGAACACGAGAUCACACCCAUCAGUGUAUCAAACAAUAAGAGGUUUAUUGCUAUUGGUGGACAAAAGCAUUUAGUUUGUGUUGACAAAAAAUUAAACACUCAUAAAAAAUAUACAUUUGAUCCAAGUGUGAAUAAUAUACAAUCAAUGAUUUGGUCGUCAGAUGAUACACGGAUAGCAGUAAAAGAAGACAAUCAAAUAAUUACUCUUGAUAUUGAGUCUGGUAUAAUACUAGCAAGUGUGAAAUUAACAGUUGAUAAGUUUUUUGCAAAUCCCAUACUAAAUAAAUAUAUUGCCGUAAAUACCACUGGGCAGUUAGUAAAGUUGAAUUUACCUAUUGAUAGCUAA